GCCGGCUAUCCACCACCACCACGCACUGACUGGUUGAUUCCUACGGUUUGUCACAGGCCAACAGCCGGAGCUCGCUCGCCGGCGCUUGUCCAGUCCACGCACAUGGCGACUCCGACCACGAGCCGUCUCCACGUCCACCUCCUCCCCGCCCUCCCAUCCUGCCCACCUCGCGCUCCGUCCUCCUCAGCCCCAUCAGCUCGGGGACCCAGCCGUCGGCUUGCCUCCCGGCUCUACUGCUCCUCGCCGCCGGUGGAAGCGCCGCCGUCCGGCAAGGGCGGCGAGUACCGGCCCUCCUUCGCCGACGACUUCCUCCUCGCCUUCUUCCGGGCCAAGAUGGUGGAGGAGGUUGGGUGGGAUUCUCAAAAGCCUGGAUACGACGGGCUGAUUGAAGUUGCGAAUCGCCUUAUGAUCAAGGGGAAGAAUGCUUCGGAGACUGAGCAGUCAGCUGUCCGAGUACUCCAGGCACUAUUCCCCCCUCUGUUGCUAGUCCUUUUCAAAGCACUUUUAGCACCAAUUGCUAAUGGCCAACUUGCAUCCAUGAUGGUAGCUAGAGCAACAGUGCUUUCUUGCCAAUGGCUGAUGGGCACAUGUUCAGUGAAUUCUGUGGCACUGCCCAAUGGGAAGUCGUUGUCAAGUGGGGUGUUUGUCGAGAAGUGUAAAUAUUUGGAAGAGAGCAAAUGUCUUGGCAUUUGUAUCAACACGUGCAAACUGCCAACCCAGACCUUCUUCAAGGAUCACAUGGGCGUCGAUUUGUAUAUGGAGCCAAAUUUUGAAGACUAUAGCUGCCAGUUCAACUUUGGAGUUCCACCCCCACCUAUCGACACCGACAAGGCCCUGAAGGAACCAUGCUUGGACAUAUGCACAAACGCGAGACGGCGCAGAGAGCUUGGCAGCAGCGGUGGCCCAGAUGGUCUAUGCCCCCAGAAAAUGGUGGACGAGGAGUUAACCGAUAUCAUGGUAGACAUGGAGUUUGGAGAACUGAUGAAAGACUGGAUAGAAGAUUGGUCAGAUGAUGAAAAUUCAGAUCGUGAAGAUCGGUCAGAGAAUGGGAACGAAUGGGACGAUCUUAAUAUCGAUGAGCUUGAUAAUGAUCAGGAAAACAACUCGGAGCUCUCGAAUGAAGAUUACAUUAGUCAGUUCAUUUUCGAAUGUCAUAAUGCGUACGACUAUUACGGUGAAUCCGACGUGGAGACAGGCCUUAACGACGAAUCAUUAGAUGCACCUGGUUCUGGGCAGUCCGAGUCGUCGGUCAUCAUGAGUGAGGUGAUACAAGAUGAUGGGGCAAAGAAUGUCCAAGAUACUGCCAGUGCAGAUGAUAAGAGGGAUAUGUUCAUGCAGAUAAUGGAAAUGAUUUCUACGUCUCACGAUGCUGCGUAUGACUCCUACAACAACUAUGCUAGAGAUAAUGGUUUCAACAUUAGAAAGAAUAAGGUUAGGUAUAGCAAAACAGAGUCAUGUCAUAUGCGUUAUAGGCGGUUUGUUUGUUCAAGACAAGGGAAACGUGACAGCAAGUUGCUAACCGAGGAAGGACACAGCCGUAGGUUCAGAGCUGAGACACGCUGCUUUUGUGAAGCGCACCUGACCGUCAAGCUUGACCAAAAGCGUGGGGUUUGGUAUGUUGAAAGUUUUGAGGAUAAGCAUAGCCAUAUGUUGGCAGGACCAAACGAGGUACCUUUUCUUUGGUCCCACAGAAAAAUCAAAGAGUACCAGAAGCAUGAGAUAAUGUUCAUGGGAGCUGCAGGGAUUAGAAUUGACGACAUGAUGGAUUGCUUCAUCAGCAAACAUGUAUGGUACAGCGGUGUUGGUUUUACCAGGCGUGAAAUAUACAACCUUUGCGCCAAGGAGAAGAGGAAGUUGCUUUCAAAAGGUGAUGCUGCCACAGCCAUAGGCAUCAUGUCUAGUAGGAAACAAAGGGAUCCUAGCUUCUUUUUCGAGUACAUGCUAGAUAAGGAAGGACAUUUGAAUAGGAUGUUCUGGUGCGACUCCCAGUCUCGUCAUGACUAUGAGGACUUCGGCGACGUGCUUGUAUUUGACAGCACGUACAAGAUGAACCGCUAUGGUAUGCCAUUCAUACCUUUUGUUGGUCUUAACAAUCACCGGAAGACCACUGUUUUUGGUUGUGCCAUAGUUUCGGACGAGACCGAGGAGACAUACGUGUGGCUUCUGCAGACUUUUUUAAGGUCCAUGUGUCAAAAGAUGCCUAAGAGUGUUAUCACAGACGCCGACACUGCGAUGAUCAAGGCAAUUCGCGAAGUCUUGCCAGACGUGUGGCACCGUAUAUGUACGUGGCACAUAGAGAAAAAUAUGAAGAUUCACCUCAGUCACAAGUCCUUGAAGGAGUUCCGAACUCUUCUGUACUACAGCACGUCCACAGUAACGUUUGAGGAGAGAUGGCACGCAUUUUCCAAAAGAUGGCAGUCGGAAAAAACUGUAACAUGGUUGAGGCGGAUGUAUAAAAAGAGGAGACCGUGGGCCGCGGCAUAUCUAACAGAGGGGUUUUGGCUUGGCAUGAAAAGCAACCAGCAGAGUGAAAGCCUGAACUCAUGCCUUCACCUCCACCUAGACGGUGAAAUGACCCUGGUGGAUAUGAUUUUGCACUAUGAGAACACCGUUGUGCGUAUCCGUGAAAACGAGGCGCGAGAUGACUGCACGGCCUCACAGAGUUUACCGGUGGCAAUUACUAGCUCGAGGGAACUUGAGAUAGCUGCUUCUCACGUCUUCACUCCAGCAAACUUCUAUAUGUUGCAAGAUGAUCUUAAAAAAAUUGAUGGCAUGGAGAUUAUAGAAAUAAAGCUGGGAGAUGAAUCACAGCAGUACAUCAUGGCCUGGAAGAAUAACCGGAGGCGCCGUUUUUGGGUGGAGUAUACACCAGUAAAUUCCGCAGAAACUAUAAGGUGCAGCUGCAGAAGAAUGAUUCGAAAGGGUCUACCUUGCAAGCACAUAUUCCAUGUACUGAAGCACUUGAACAUAUCUGAAAUACCAAAGUGUUUAGUUCUUAUUCGGUUCACAAAAGAAGCAAGGUUGGGACUGCCCGCGAGGCGCACAAGCGAUCUGUUGGGAUUUGGUUGGACUGGGGCCCGGGAAAGAAUGAAAUAUAGCCAGGUCAGUGUGUUAGCGUCUGAAGCUAUACAUGCGGCAUGCAAACACCCUGCUUUGUGGGAUCAGUUACAGGAGAGUUUGAAGGAUGUGAUAGCUAAGAGGCAUGAGUAUGAUCUGCUACAGGAAAAUUUGUUGAAGCAAACAAAUGACAUCAGUAAGUGUGCAGUUGAAUAUGUGGACGAUGAUGAAGGCAACAUGAUUGAGGUUAAAGAUCCUAUGAAAGUGUCAAGCAAAGGUGCAACAAAGGUAGAUGAGAGCCGCCCUGUCUCGAAAAAUGGUAGACCACUCUCUAUUGAUGAGUUGAAAACCCGGUGCGGCGCUUGCAACUUGGUUGGACACACUAGACAUAGCAAGAAAUGCAAACUAAAUCAGAAAAUUAGAGAGGGAACAAGAGUAGAACACUUGCUUCAAUUAUUUACUGUGUUAAUCGGCCGGCUCAUACUUUGGCUAAGGUAGCUGUAGGCGCUUCUGUUUCUUUGGUUUGGAGGCUUUCGCCCCCUGAUUGUAUCCUUAGUGUAUUAGCAGACGAGAUCCCAGUCUUUGUUUAAAUAAAGUAAGAUGUUUCCCUCUAAACAAAAAUCAAAAAAAUUCUUUACUGUGUAAUGACCGGGGCGGGAGGUAGAAAGAAUA
This is a messenger RNA of Triticum dicoccoides, 3729 nucleotides long. RefSeq names its product protein FAR1-RELATED SEQUENCE 5-like. Lineage: Eukaryota; Viridiplantae; Streptophyta; Magnoliopsida; Poales; Poaceae. Bases 103 to 3555 code for a protein of 1150 amino acids. The transcript is spliced from 13 exons. The record is from RefSeq and is a predicted model, not a curated record. Gene Ontology annotation, molecular function: zinc ion binding; iron ion binding.